UAGUAAAUGUGUCGGUAAAACCCAGCCACAGCAUUGGUAAAGGAUAGACCGGCAUGUAAACCGCACGUUCUGUUCGGGGGAAAUAUUCGUCCUCGUUAGGAUACACUCCGAGGUUGGUGAAGAUUCACAGAUACCAGUCUUAGGAUAACAGCGCCGGGAAUACCGCCAAUAUGCUUUCCGCUUUAAAAGAAACGUUCAAAAAAGCUUCAGUAACUGCUUUGAAAGCAGCAACGACAAGAACAGAAGCUGCCACAAAAGUGAUGAAAACAGCCAUGACAGCGGCAGCAGGACAAGAGGCUGCCACGAGAGCAACGAAAACAGCCAUGAAAGCCGCCACAACCGGAACAGAGGCGGUCAUUCAGGCGAUGAAAACAACGAAAACAGCAUUAAAAGCCGCAAAAACAGAAACAAAUUCUGCAACAACGAAAGCAACAAAAUCAGCCCUGAAAGCAGCCACAAAAGGAACAGAAGAAGCGAUGAAGGCGAUGAAAACAGCCAUGACAGCGGCAGCAGGAGAAGAAGCUGCCACGAGAGCAACGAAAACAGCCAUGAAAGCCGCCACAACAGGAACAGAAGCAGCCAUGAAGGCGAUAAAAAUAACCAUGACAGCUGCAACAUCAGGGACAGAAGCUGCCACAAAAGCGACGAACACAGCAAUGAAAGCCGCAACAUCAGGGACAGAAGUAGCAAUGAAGGCGAUGAAAAAAAGCGUGACAGCAGGGGCUGGAGAGGAAGCUGUCAAAAAAACGAUGAAAACUGCCAUCAAAGCUGCCAAAACAGGAACAGAAGCUUGCAUGAAGGUUACUAAUUAUGUCAGGAAAACAGCAAAACCAGGCAAGAGGGUAGUCCUCGAGCACAUUACGGAGUCCAAUUCGAAGCAAAAAGGAGCGUCUGCUUCAGAUACCGAACAAUUAUCUGACUUGAACAAAACUUUGCACGUUAUACAAAAGAAAAUUCACGAAUUGCAAAAUGACGUCAAAAUCAUAAGAAAAGGUCUAACCAGUCAAGAACUGAAAGAAAAUGUUCGAGAUCUUACUGUUAAAAACGAAGCAAUAGAAAAUGAAAAAACAACAGAGGCAGAGGACGUGUAUUAUAAGCAAAACGUAUCACCCGUUUUGACAACAAAAAGAGCAAAAAACUCAUGUUACACUUUAGGAGAUGCUGACCUAAAUAAAGGAGCAGACACCACAAGAAAUAAAUAUGUAGAGAUUUGGGUUCUAGAUGGCAAUGGUAUAGCACGGAAACCAAUCAACGAAUCUUCCGAUACCCCGACAGAAAAUCUAAUACAACGAAUCAUUCAGUUUUUAAGGCGCCUAAUGGGGAACAUCGAUAUCGAAGCAUUGAUCAAAUUCAUAAAUAGACUGCAAAAGAACAACCGCGUCAGUGUCGGCAAAUACAUAACUAAGGUUUGCUUGGACGGGAUGAUACCAGGGGCGAAAAUUGUUUUGGAUUUAGCUGAUGGUAUCUAUCACAUCCAUCAAGGAAACAACAUGACCGGGGUAUUUUAUCUGGUCGCAGGUAUAGGGGCAUACGCAUCUGAUCAGGACUUUGAUGCUCUACCUAUUUCAACAGUGGAAGUUGACGCUAACCAAUCUGUAUGUGUCUCUAUUGUGAAUGUUGAGAGUCUCAUCACAGCUCCGAAUGUUGAGACACUCAUCUCAACUGUGAAUGUUGAGACAUCAAUAUCAACUGUAAAUGCUGAAACACCCAUCUCAAAUGUUAAUGUUAUAACUAAAUAUGCUAUCCUUGUGGCAGUGACUCCAAAAGACGACGGAAACAGUUAAGAGAAAUCAUUUGACAUCAUUCAACGAUUCAAAAUUAAAUGAAAACAGCAUGGGUGAAACGGAAAUGUCCUAAAAUAAAAUAUAGGUUAUAUAAUAGUAUGAUGAUAUUGUUAUUAAUGUAUACAUGUUGUUUCAAAAAAAAGAUUGGAUUCUGAGUAGCUCAAACCAUGUACGUAUGCAUGUAUGUAUGUAUGUACGCAUGCAUCUAUGUGUGUAUGCAUGCAUGUGUGAGCGUGUGUGUGUGUAGGAGUGCAUACAUUAACGUACGUGGGUGCAUAACUAUGCAUGCAGCCAUGCACAAACAUGUGCGCAAGUAAAUAUAAUUCAUGUAUGUAUGUAUGUGGGUAGGUAUGUACUAACGUACGUAUGUGUGUAUGUAGGUAUGUAUGAUAGAUAUAUGUGGUUAGGAUAUGUGUGGGGAUGCAUACAUGGAAGUUUGUGUGCGAUCAUAUGUAAAAAGAAAUAGCGGAGUUGCUAAUAUAGUAAUAGAUCAAUUGACUUCUGAUUUAUUAUCUUAUGACGUAUUUGAAUAAGAUUCUUAAUCAAUGACCAUUGUAUUCAUAUGAUAAUAUAUAUCAUAUGUAAAGUAAGUCAUGUGGAUGGUCUUUCCCGAUGCAAACAGUCUAGUGGAAACGGAUAUACCAGGAGGACAAGAAUGAACAGGAGAACGAUUGAACAAUUGAUCAGCAAUAGUGUAUGGAAUGCGAACAGUCUAUCACAACAGCUGUCUGCGUAGGGAAAAAGCAUCCACAGGAUUAUGAGUAUCAUAGAGUAUAUUUUAUAUUAGCAUUAUAAUGCAGCUUGUUAAUUAAUAUCUUACUUAUAUGCAUAUAUAUCCCUUUCUUGAAACAGUAUGAAAAUCAAUCAUAAAGUGUAUUAACGAUGACGCAACUGAAGGAUUUUUUCUUGAUCACAAUACACUGAUUUUAUGAAUAUAACGUAUUUUGUACAUGUACCAUAUUUUACACUGCAUUUCCCGUACUCUAUUCUAACUUCCCCUGUAAUUUAUGCACGUCACUAUCCCUAAGCUUUAGUUGAUAAUGCUGGUUACGAUGAAAGGUAACAGAUUUAUAUAAGUGUAUUAAAACUUGUUUCUGUCUCCAAUUCAUUUAUGUUUAAUCAUAUUUGUAAUAUGUAUUACAUAUGUUAUGUGAAUAAAACAAAGUUUAAACUAACUCAAAAACGCUAUAUCAACAGUAUCAAUGUUUUAAUUAACCCUGCAACUACAGAAAAGGCGUCUAACGUGAAUUUCUCCAAACGUUGGAGAGAG
Molecule: messenger RNA, 3054 nt
Organism: Mizuhopecten yessoensis (Yesso scallop)
Lineage: Eukaryota; Metazoa; Mollusca; Bivalvia; Pectinida; Pectinidae
Exons: 2
Coding region: 171-1784 (537 amino acids)
Source: RefSeq, a predicted model, not a curated record